CGCUCGCCCCUCCUCAAAUACCCGAGAGGCCACGCCCCCGAAUCGUGGAGGCGAGAAAGAGAGAGAGAGAGAGAGAGAAAGAGAGAAGAGAAAAGAAAAGAAAAGAAAAGAAAAGAAGACCAGACCCGACCCGACCCGACCCAUAACAAUCGAUACAAACCGGACCGAAUCCCAAAAUCGAUAUCGACUGAUUGAAGAUCGGUCGCAUCUCCUGCUGUGUGACGCGCUUUCGAUCGCUCUUUAUAAUUGCAUAUCGAUUGAAUAGAGCAGCGUGGGGGAGCCGCCGGGGCUGUGCUGCUGUUAUUAAUAUUCAUAUUAUUAAUAUUGUUAUUAUUGCUUCUUUUCUUUGUUAUUCGGGGAAGGCAGGCAGGCAGUUAGCGCGUCGAUCCGGUCUCAGCGAGUCUCUCUCUUGCAGGCGCACCGGCCUCCCUCGACAGGGAUUGAAUGAGACUGGUGUAGCGGAGGGCAGGGCGGCUUAUUAGGGAGCAGGCAGUGGGAGAAGCCCGGAGAAAGCGUCUGCUAACGGGGUAGGGCUGAGGCGCAAAGCCCGGCUCGCCUGCUGUUGCUCUUGCCGGCCAGGAGGCAGACAGACCGGGCUGUAGACCCGUACUGCAGCGCGCUUGCAGAGAGAGAUCCUGCUUCCAGCAGUAAGGAAGGGGCUGAGCAUUACAAUACUAAUAUUAAUAAUACUAAUAAUAUCAAUAAUAACAAUAAGAGUUUGCGUGUCGUUGUUGGUAAUUUGGCCCGUGUUUUUUGGUUAAUAUUUUUACAUGCUGCACAGUUGCUGUGUGGUUUUUAAUAAAUAAAACAGUGUAAUUCAAUACCAGGUAUAAAAGAUUGCAUGUAUAUUAUGAGCGCGGGUCUGUGCUCGCCGACUCUCCCAGGAUUGUGACCGGACCGUGCUUCAUUCACACCGCGACGAGGAGUCCGCUCGCCGCCCCGGCUCCCCGCCCCGGCUCCCCUCUGAUCGUACCCUGUGUGGGCUCCAGCAGAGCUCUGUCGUGCUCAGUUUGGAAUAGACACUUUCUUUUUUAUUUCGUUUGUAUUGCUGUUGUCAGUACUACUGGUAGUAGUUUUUUUAAACUCUAGUUUCUGCGGGUGAAUUCGUGUUAUUAAUAUCCGUCGUUAGUAUUGUAAUAGCGAAUAUCAAGGCGGCGGAAUGAGUAUCGAAGUCCCGCCCGGGCUGACGGAGCUCUUGCAGGGCUACACGGUGGAGGUGUUGCGGCAGAGGCCUCCGGACCUGGUCGAGUUCGCGAUCCAGUAUUUCACCCGGAUCAGGGAGACCCGCAACCAGGACGGGACCGGGCCCGGCGGCGUGAAGCCGCUGGUCAAGGAGGUGAAGAUUUCCGAAGCCGAGCCCAUGCAGACCGAGUCGACCGGGGACGAUGACGAGGAGGACGAUUCCGAUUUCGAACCUCCGGUCAUCAACAGGUUCAGCAGGAGAGUCUCAGUGUGUGCGGAGGCCUUUAACCCCGAUGAGGAGGAGGAGGAUACUGAACCCCGAGUCGUGCACCCCAAAACAGACGAGCAGCGCUGUCGGCUGCAGGAGGCCUGCCUGGACAUCCUGCUCUUCAAAAGCCUCGACCCAGAGCAGAUGUCUCAGGUUCUUGAUGCCAUGUUUGAGCACAGGGUGCAGCCGCAGGAGCACGUCAUCGACCAGGGCGACGACGGAGACAACUUCUACGUGAUAGAGAGGGGCGUGUAUGAUAUCUUGGUGCUGAAGGGUGAGCAGAGUGUCUGCGUGGGGCAGUACAAUGACAGGGGCAGCUUCGGAGAACUAGCACUCAUGUACAACACACCGCGUGCUGCAACUAUCGUAGCGACCACAGAGGGGGCACUGUGGGGCCUGGACCGUGUGACGUUCCGACGGCUCGUCCUCAAGAACAACGCCAAGAAGAGGAAGACCUACGAGACCUUUGUCGAGUCCGUGCCCCUGCUCAAAUCACUGGAGGUGAGCAAGAGAGAGAAGAUGUGAGACUUGAUCGGAUGGGGGGUCUGUGCGGUGGGGGAGCGCAUCAUCACUCAGACGAAGGCAGACCACCAGGACAAUGCGGAGGUAGAGAUUGCUCGCUGCUCACUUGGACAGUAUUUCGGGGAGCUGGCCCUCGUCACCAACAAGCCCAGAGCCGCCUCUGCCUACGCUGUGGGGGACGUCAAGUGCUUGAUAAUGGAUGUCCAGGCGUUCGAGCGGCUGCUGGGCUCCUGCAAGGAGAUCAUGAAGAGGAACAUCUCGCACUAUGAGGAGCAGCUGGUGGCGCUGUUCGGAUCCAGCAUGGACCUGCGGGACUAGAGCCCCGAGUCCACACCGCCGCUGCUGCUGCUGCUGCUGCCUGUGCCUUCACUACCCACAGAGACAAGAGACAUCUUACCAAACCAGAGACCCUGACCACAGAGACAUCUUGCCAUACUAUAGAAAGAGACCCUAUACCCUGACCCAGAGACCCUGUCCAACUGUAGAGAGACUGAUACAUCUUACCAAACCAGAGAAGUUCUGACCCUUAAAGACAUUGAGACAUCUUACCAGACCAGAGAUGAACAGACAAACAUCUUGCCAGACUAGAGAGAGGAACAUAGAGACAUCUUACCAGACUAGAGAAAGGAACAUGGAGACAUCUUACCAGACUAGAGAGAGGAACAGAGAGACAUCUUACCAGACUAGAAAAAGGAACAUAGAGACAUCUUACCAGACUAGAGAGGAUCACAUAUAUCUUACCAGACUAGAGAGAGGAACAGAGAGACAUCUUACCAGACUAGAGAAAGGAACAUAGAGACAUCUUACCAGACUAGAGAGGAACACAUAUAUCUUACCAGACUAGAGAGGAACAGAGAGACAUCUUACCAGACUGGAAAAAGGAACAUAGAGACAUCUUACUAGACUAGAGAGGAACAGAGAGACAUCUUACCAGACUAGAGAGGAACACAUAUAUCUUACCAGACUAGAGAGAGGAACAUAGAGACAUCUUACCAGACUAGAGAGGAACAGAUACAUCUUACCAGACUAGAGAGAGGAACAUAGAGACAUCUUACCAGAUUAGAAAAAGGAACAUAGAGACAUCUUACCAGACUAGAGAGGAACAGAGAGACAUCUUACCAGACUAGAGAGAGGAACAGAGAGACAUCUUACCAGUCUAGAAACAAAGAGACAGAGACCCCUAACACCAACUGAGACCCUACCCAUGAAACAAGAGCAGAGUGAAGCUACUGAAAGAGACCAUGCCUUCCACCCCCCUCUCCCUGGGGUUACAGGGGGAGUGAAGGGGUACAGACUGGGGUUAUAGGGGUAGUGAAGGGGUACAGGCUGUGUGGGGUUACAGGGGUGUGAAGGGGUUCAGGCAUCAGUAUGAGCUG
Messenger RNA from Polyodon spathula (Mississippi paddlefish), 3348 nucleotides. Its product is annotated as cAMP-dependent protein kinase type II-alpha regulatory subunit-like. Gene Ontology annotation, cellular component: cAMP-dependent protein kinase complex. Gene Ontology annotation, biological process: regulation of protein phosphorylation. NCBI's taxonomy places the organism in Eukaryota, Metazoa, Chordata, Actinopteri, Acipenseriformes, Polyodontidae. The transcript is spliced from 10 exons. The record is from RefSeq and is a predicted model, not a curated record. Gene Ontology annotation, molecular function: cAMP-dependent protein kinase regulator activity.